Messenger RNA from Orbicella faveolata, 1286 nucleotides. RefSeq lists its product as uncharacterized. The record is from RefSeq and is a predicted model, not a curated record. NCBI's taxonomy places the organism in Eukaryota, Metazoa, Cnidaria, Anthozoa, Scleractinia, Merulinidae.
CUAUUAAACCUUUUGUUUGGUGACAUUCUCGUUGCCGUUGCUGUCGUGUUUUGCGUAAGGUCCCUAUUAUUGCAAUGAGGCAAGUGCAAGGCAGAGAAAAAGGUGAAAAAAUUGCCAUCCAGUCAUCAGGGGCAAAUAUAUUUUCCUGGUGGACAACUGAUGAUCAACCAACCUACGUGCACAUGCACAUGUAAAUAGAAAAUAAGUAAACUGAGACUUGUCCAGGCCAAGCAAAAUUUGAGAGCUGCUUGUCUGCAGGAAGUUUUCUUUGAACCCUACUAUGGGGCUUCAACAGUGAAUGAUAGUUACAAAUUAUGCAGUAAUAUUCAGUGGACACUUUGUCCAAUGUGCUUUUUGUUCUAUGGCCCUGGUUUAGGAUUCUUGAAAUGAAGAAGUGGACUGAUGAAUUACUUGUCAAGUGUUUUGCGGGUAAAUUAGGAAAUGAUUUCAUCAAAGAGGAUGAUGAUGUGGCUGAAGCUCGACUGGCUUUCUUGGAAAAGAAUAAAAGAUUCUCAGAUGCUUUAUCUUACUUGUUAAGUUGCAAAGUAACCCAAAAGAACAGGAACUCUUCAUAUCAUUAUCAUGGUGUAUCUGUAACAGCUACAGACCAGCGGCUAACAAACAUGACCCAGUACAGGAGGAAAUUUGUACUGUUACUGGCCAAAACAGGAAAGAUCAACCAAGCUCUGAAUGUGUUGACUUUGCCAGUCUCAACAGACAUAACUAAAAGUGUUAUAACAAACACAGUUCUUAAAGAUUCCAGAGGUAAUGUACCUUUUUCACAGUGCACUCUUGGAAACAUGGAUUAUUCAAGCGCUAAGGAGCUCCUCACUGUCUUUGUAACGGACAACAAUUCUACUGAGACAGGAAAGCUUCCUUCACCUUCAGAUAUACCCGAAGACACUUGUAAAAAAGCCUUGGCAUUUAUACUGACUGGAACACAGGUCAAUUCUAAUCUCCGCUUGGAACAAGCAAUGGAGUGGUACAUAAACACACUCUGUGUGACUUCCCUGUCUAAUGACUGUCCAAAUGAAAAGAGAAAGGUCAGUAUAAUGGAUGUACAUAAUUAUCAGAGUUUGAACUCAUCAACAGUAGAUGAGUGUGGGGAAGGUGCCUGUAAGGCUGGUUGAGAUACAUCCUAUGAGCCGAGCGUACAGGGUACUAACCUGGCCUAUGCCUAACUUAGGGAGGGAUGGAUUGUGAGCAAAGCCUUUGGAGACAACGUAAAUGUUAAGCAACACAAGAAAAAUGGUCUGACCUCGCACAAGAGAGCUGUAAAUUCCUGG